AAUAACAAAAAUAUCUUAUAACAAAAAAAAAAUGAAAAUGAAAAAUUAUUUAUUGGCAUUGAGCACUUGAUUAUUGAGAUCUGAAACUAGAUCUCGCAGAAAUGAAGUUCUUCUGAGUUUCAUUUCUAUAAACCCUAAUUUCUUUCUGUUUCAGGAAGUGAGAGUACAAAGAUGGCGGGUGGGAGGUUUUGUAAGGAUGAAGAAGACAAAGCUAUGUUGGAGUCUGUAUUGGGAACUGAUGCUGUUGGGUUUUUUAGUACAGCGGUUUCUAAACAUGUUUUUUCCGAUGUUAUUGUUCCGCCUAAUAUGGAUACGGGUAUUCAUCAAAGGCUGUGUCAUAUUGUUAAGGGUUCCAGGUGGAAUUAUGUGAUUUUGUGGCAGGUUGCGGGUUUGAAAUCGGGUGGGUAUGUGUUGAAAUAUGGGGAGGGACAUUGUCAGGAUCCGGUUGGGGGUCCGAGGAGUGAGCAGGAAAGGGAGAGAGAUGAGGUUAGGAGGAGGGUGUUGGGGAAGAUUCAUGCUUCCUGGGGUGGAUCGAACUCGAUUGAGAAUGUUUAUAAGAAAUUGGAUGAAGUUUCGGAUUUGUAUAUGCUUUACUUGACUUCGGUUUAUUAUGUGUUUGGUUUUAAUUCUCAGUAUGGUCCUGGGAGUUCUUUUAAGUGUAGUAAGCCGACUUGGUCUUCGGAUGCGGGUAGUUGUUUGAAGCAGUAUGAAUCGAGGUCAUUUCUGGCUAAAUUGGCGGGUUUUCAAACGGUUGCUUUUGUGCCUCUUAAGGCUGGGGUUGUUGAGCUUGGUUCGAUGGAGAUGGUGCCGGAAGAGCAGGGCUUUUUGGAUAUGGUACGGGCGACGUUUGGAGAAUCUAGUUCUGGAUUGGCUAAGGCGGUACCGAAGAUUUUUGGGCGUGAGUUGAGCUUAGGGGGGGAUGCGAAAUCUCAGUCGAUUACUAUUAGUUUCUCCCCGAAGGUGGAAGAUGAUUCUGGUUUCACUUCUGACUCUUAUGAAGUGCAGGCGCUUGGGCCGAAUCAUGCUUAUGGUAAUUCUUCGAAUGGUGGUGUGGGAGAGAUUAACGAGGCAAAAAUGUACCCUCAGUUAGGUCAAAUGGUUCCUGGGAAUUUCACUUCUCAAGCAAGAGUUUCUUCUAUAGAUUUGGUUAAUGAAGAGUCAUCCUCGCCUCUUGGAGACGAGCGGAAGCCUAGAAAAAGAGGGAGAAAGCCUGCCAAUGGGCGAGAGGAACCGCUGAAUCAUGUUGAAGCGGAGAGGCAAAGACGGGAGAAGCUUAACCAGAGAUUUUACGCCUUGAGAGCUGUUGUUCCUAACAUUUCUAAAAUGGACAAGGCUUCUCUACUUGGUGAUGCUAUCACCCAUAUCACUGAUCUCCAGAAGAAGAUCAAGCUUUUGGAAACUGAGAAAAACAUGGCUAAGGGCUCACAGUUGCCACUGCAAGAUAUCGAUUUUCAGGCUAGACAGGACGAUGCAGUUGUGAGAGUGAGUUGCCCCUUGGAUAUUCACCCGGUUUCUGGAAUCGUUAAAGUGUUGAGAGAACAUCAAAUUGCAGCUCAAGAGGCAAAUGUUUCAACUGCACAGGAUAAGGUAAUUCAUACUUUCUCCAUCAGAACUCAAGGAGGGGAAGCAGCUGCGAUACAGUUGAAAGAAAAGCUUGAAGCAUCUUUAUCCAAAAGUUAGUGAUGAAAGUAUAGUUAUUAUGUAGUGUAUAUCUCAAUGCAAACUAUGUAUGUACUCUUCUUAUGCUAGCUGACAUUACAUGCAAGAAAUUCUUGGAAACUUGUAGUGUAUUAUAUUCUAAAUAGUAAGAUAUGGAGCUAGAAAUCUUUUUGAACUUCCCAAAAUGAUUAAUCUGUCAUUGAUUGUCUCCGAGCAAAUGCUUAACUUGAACAUGAACUUAUGAAA
This is a messenger RNA of Vicia villosa (hairy vetch), 1905 nucleotides long. RefSeq names its product transcription factor bHLH3-like. Gene Ontology annotation, cellular component: nucleus. Gene Ontology annotation, molecular function: transcription cis-regulatory region binding; protein dimerization activity; DNA-binding transcription factor activity. Gene Ontology annotation, biological process: regulation of DNA-templated transcription. NCBI's taxonomy places the organism in Eukaryota, Viridiplantae, Streptophyta, Magnoliopsida, Fabales, Fabaceae. The coding region runs from base 172 to 1680 and encodes 502 amino acids. The transcript is spliced from 2 exons. The record is from RefSeq and is a predicted model, not a curated record.